AUGUUAUAUCAAGAUCUCGAUGUGAACGCCCAAGGUGGACUCUAUAGCAACGCACUGCAAGCGGCAUCAUCCGGAGGUCACAAAGAGGUGGUCCAAACACUGUUAAAUCAAGGUGCCGAUGUGAGCACCCAGGGUAGAGUCUAUGGCAAUGCACUUCAAGCCGCGUCAAGCGAGGGUCACAGAGAGGUGGUUCAAAUGCUACUAGAUCGAGGUGCCGACGUGAACGCCGAGCGUUGA
Messenger RNA from Penicillium soppii, 237 nucleotides. RefSeq names its product ankyrin repeat domain-containing protein. Lineage: Eukaryota; Fungi; Ascomycota; Eurotiomycetes; Eurotiales; Aspergillaceae. The coding region runs from base 1 to 237 and encodes 78 amino acids. The transcript has a single exon. Gene Ontology annotation, molecular function: protein binding. The record is from RefSeq and is a predicted model, not a curated record.